Triticum aestivum (bread wheat) is the source of this 578-nucleotide messenger RNA. RefSeq names its product putative leucine-rich repeat receptor-like protein kinase At2g19210. The record is from RefSeq and is a predicted model, not a curated record. Lineage: Eukaryota; Viridiplantae; Streptophyta; Magnoliopsida; Poales; Poaceae. The annotation marks the transcript as partial. The transcript is spliced from 2 exons.
UGUUGCAGACAGGAAGCUUCUUGGUUUGCUUCAUUGCUUCCCAACAUCGCAAGAACCAAAGGGUGCCAUGGUGAUCAGCUUCAGUUACUUGGCAAUUACAAGACAGACAUGGAUCUUGGCUUUGUUGCUCAUCCGGGUCAUGGUGACUCGGGUCUAUGGCCAGUCUACAUCUGUGGCCGUAAGCAUCGAUUGUGGAAACAGUAGCACUGGCUACUACGGCUACAGCGACGCCACAACAGGAAUAGUGUACUCUUCUGACAGUGGAUUUGUCGAGGGUGGUUUGAGCCACAAUAUUUUGGAGGAGUUCAUGGCUGGUGCGGCGAAUGAGCAACAGAAAACCCUGAGAAGCUUCCCUGAAAGUUCACGAAAUUGCUACACACUGCGAUCCACCACUGGUAUGAAGUUUCUGUUGAGGGCUAUGUUUACUUAUGGCAACUACGAUGGGUUGAACAAGAGUAUGGAUGGGACCCUUUUUCUGUUUGGACUCCAUAUCGGUGUCAAUUUCUGGGAGGCGGUGAACUUAACAGGUUUGGAUCCAUCAAGAAUGGUAUGGAAAGAGAUGAUCACUGUUGCUCAGG